CCAACACCCCGCAGUGCAGGAGAACAGGACUAGUAGCUACAGUAAAAAUAUAAAAUAAAGCAGACUUUUCAGCUCCUCAUCUUCGGUUGAUGGUCAACAUUUCAAAACUAAGAGUCAAGAACAAGGCAUUAGGAUGGACUGGUUCCACUGUAACAGCUGCUUCCGAAGAGAGGGGCAGAACUUUGCUGUCUCCAGCUGUGGUCACAUCUGCUGUGAAGGCUGCAUCAACCCUAAUAAAAAACAUUGCACUGUGUGUGGAGCCAGCUGCAAUUACCUGGCUAUCUCAGACCAGAUGAAGCCUCAGGAGCAGGUGUUCUUCAAAGACCCUGUUAAGCUCAUUCAGUCUCGUCUGGAGCACAUAGCACAGAUUGCUCUAUUCCAGCGAAGGCAGAAGGAAAGGGUCAUUGUCUACUUCAAAAACAAAUCUAUGGAGCUGGAGAGGAGAUUGAAGGAUGUCACAGAUCAGUGUUACAGGCAAGUUUUAGAGCUGAAAAGAGAGAAUGCCGAGUUGAAGAAACCUCUCUCUCAGAGGAGGGCAUCACCUGGACAAUUUCAAACAAAUGGCAGUGCCCAAAGGAUGUCUCUCCCAGUGGCUGUUACCUCCCCAGUCACCCCUCGCUCACGUCCUGUUAGCCACCAAGGCUUUGCUGAAACCCAGGAGAGAUUCAGAGAUAGAAACCCUAGGCUCACCCUCGCAACUCCGCCUGGUUCUGCCACAUCAAUCUCCAGCCUUGGCUCUCUGCACGAGCGUGGUGGCUUCAGGACUCCCACCAUUAUUAGCACUCCCACCCGGUCUGAGAAUCUGACUCCAAACAUUUUCCAGUUCUUGACUGGGUCAUCACUGCACUCCCCAAGGCCUUUCAGAAAUGGCCAGUAAACUGUCCGCUCAGGUCCGGCCAACUUGCGACGCGUCUCCUCAAUCUCCUCUGAGGCCCAGCUGAUACCGUAUUUGAUUCUCUGCACCAUGAACCAGACCUUGACUUUGUCCAGAGGCAGGGCACAGAGCCGUGCCAAGGCAUUCACCUCACGAGAUGUUGGGUAUGGGAACACAUUGAAUGCCUGGACCAGCUCUGGGAUGGUGUCAAGCUCACGUGUCUGAUCUGACUGUGUCCAUACUAGCUUCAGGCCCUCGGAGACCAAAGGUAGGCACACCACAGAGUUAUGGUUGGUGCUGAAACUAACACCCCCAUCUCUGCCCUCACUUACAUCACUGUCUGUUGCACUGGGGUCAGAGGAUAGAGUGCUCUUUCCAUUGGUGAUCUGAUAGUGUGAAGUCUUGGAGAAAUGCAGGGAGGCAUGCUUGCCUUCAUUCUCUGUCCAUGUGACAUCACACUGGGAUGACUCCUUCAUGUUUACCUCCAGUCCUAUUCUCCUGUUACGGUCAACCUGUGUUGCCAUCGGUGAUGUCACCGCCCGUCACUCCAGUCUGGUAGAGAUAUGAUAAAGAUAUCAAAUACAUUGUGUGCUUUAUACAUUUAUUAUAACAUUAACAGUGAGAAAUCACACUGGAGGUUGCCAAUGUCUAGAUACUAUAAUGGUGUCAUGUGCUUUAGGGGAAAAGGUGUCAAAGGAGCAGUAUAUGAGUCAGUCUAGAUGAAAGUAUCUAGAGGAGGACUUUCUAUUCCCAAAGUCAAAGACCUGACAGCUGUUUCCCCUCCCCCCUCUAAGUCACACUCCCUUCUCAAAGUCUCACCAUGAAACUGGUUGUAUACCCUCUGUCCAGAUUGUGCUCCCCUCCCCCUUGGAACCAAAGUGUGGUGAUUGACUUUUGUGUUGUGAGGGCGGGGUGUGAGAAAUCUGCCACAGGCGCUUCUCUUACCCUUUCCAGCACUGGCUUUGUUCCGUCGUCCUUGUUUCCCUUCAAGUCGUCAGUCCUCAGAAUCAAGUUUGACCCCCCCAGCAGAAACACCUAUGGAAAGACAAAAGAGAUUGAGCAAUUGACAUAUUCAAUGUGUCGGCAAUUCAUACAUGAUAAAAUAUAUACAUAAAUAAAACAUUGUCAUUUAUAUAGGAAAGUAUUGUAUAAUAACCUGCAUUAUUAAAAAACAUCUGAAGCAGAGGCAUUGACUAUAUACAAAAGGCCAACUUGAGACCGGCUAUUUGAAAGAAUUUAUGUGCAACCUCUGUCCUUAUCUGACCAAAAGCAUAAGUUCAUUGCCAAUUCACAGAGCAAACUAUGACAUGCAACAGGUGUAAAUUUAAAGUAAUUUCCCCCUGACAAACACACAAAACUGGGAUUUAUUCCAAGUGCCCAUACUCAAGCGGUCUAUUUACCCUGGCGGGCCGCAGUGUGCAUGUCCCAGACUGGCAGUGUAACACCAGAUUCAAAUUACUUUGACGACCAAUACCUAAACUUUGUUAGCGGAAUCAGGUGUGUAUGAUGAAUGAAUAAGUGUGCAGGACUGUGACAAAUAACGCACACCCUGUGUCCUUCCAGCUAGGAGUUCACAUGAUGAUUACCACAGCACAGGGUUUCCCAAACUCAGCCCUUGGUCUUCCCAAUGAUGCACGUUUUAGUUUUUGCCCUAGUGCUACAUAGCUGAUUUAAAUAAUCAAAGCUUGAUGAGGUGAUUAUUUAAUCAGAUGUGUAGUGUUAAGGCAAAAAACAACCAGUACACCACUGGGAGGCCCCAGGACCGAGUUUGGGAAACCCUACGAUUGCUUAUAAUAACAAACAAAUUAACACGAAAAGAAACUGGGAGUCAAGUAUUUGAAAAAUUAGAUCAAGUUAUGUUGACCAAUUUAAGAGCCUGUGACGGUCAGGAAUAUCUAGUAUCGGAACCCAGAACCAAAUCACUCAAGUGAUUUAGCGAACUAAAUGUAUCCUGCUGUGGUCUGUUGGAACUCUGGUUCUCGGAAGUUAUUCGUUCAUAUCCCAAAAAUGAUUGGGCCAACCAGGGAGCGAGCAAACUAAUAGCCCGUUAACAUUUUAUAUUGCCGACGACAGAAAGAUAUUCAUCGCUUUUACUAACGGUAACCAGGCCUCAUAUCAUACAUCAAGACAGCAUACGAUGUUAAACAGCUCACAGGUUGGAGUAGUGGCCAUGACAAUAGGCCUACCCUUCCGAUGUCUUGAUCCUUUGUGGCGUACUAGCUAAAAUGGUCAGACUGCACAAGCGCACUCACACGGACACGCUUCAGUAAUAACAAAAAAUAAAAACUUACCGGAAUCGUGUACUUCACCCCUUCACUCUGGAGUUGGGUAAAGUGAAAACAAAAUAUCCCAAUCUUCUCUUUUGUUAAUGGCUGAAGUUGGAGAACAAAACGGGGGAACAAUACUGUUUGUCUGACCCUGAUGCUUUAUUUAUCCGUCGAACCUCAAAACGGGUUCUCGUUUCGGAAACAAUUCUAGAACUUUGUAGCUGUCUCAAGUUGAGACCCAAACUGAUACUUGAUAUGAUACGCCUUUAAAAUUGAAUAAUCGAUUUGUUAAUUGUUUGAAAUUGGUUCCUUACUGUACCUACCCCCCUCGGUCCGUUGUUGCUUUUGUUCUGUAAAUCCGAAAGUGUGUCGUGUCCGGCCAAAUCGAGGCUAGGAGGACCAGGAACUCAGAGCACCCCCCCUCCCUCAGUAUCUCCUGAGUGACGGUAAAGAGGGUGUGCCAUUCUAUGCAAAGACAGGGAUUGGAGGAGGGAGGUGCCGGUCAUUGGGACUGGUCGGCAAAAUAACUCUUUCAUUACACACUUAUAGGAAUCGCAAUCGCCAUGUUUGUAAGGUUAUCUUAGUUGUUUAGAAAGAGUACGUUCAGAUUCCAUUAGACCAACGAUGGUCUAUUAUAUUGACAAGAUAGUCAAGUGACCACUAACAAUAGAAGUACAUGUCAUCGAAAGCAGACGGGAGGAUCGAGAUCAGGUGGGACCAUUCUAGCCAAUGAGAGGGCAGAGACGCGUGUGAACAACAGGCCAUAGAGAUAGAUGACUCAUCUUUGUAUCUGUGCCAAUAUAGUCCCUGUGACAGCAUGGGCAGCGCAAUUGAGCAAGGCUUAGUCAAUUUUCUUAAUUUGCUGAUUGCUUCCAACUCAUAGGACUCCCUACCUAGUUUACUACAUAAAAAAUGUGUAAGCCCUCGAUGGCAAUGUCCAUGCUAAAGUGGAGCUGCGUUCAGUACGUUUUUAAGCUCUGGGACGUUCAAUUGAACGGAAACGUUGCUGUACUAAA
This is a messenger RNA of Oncorhynchus nerka (sockeye salmon), 4157 nucleotides long. RefSeq names its product RING finger protein 212B. The record is from RefSeq and is a predicted model, not a curated record. Gene Ontology annotation, cellular component: synaptonemal complex. NCBI's taxonomy places the organism in Eukaryota, Metazoa, Chordata, Actinopteri, Salmoniformes, Salmonidae. The coding region runs from base 134 to 877 and encodes 247 amino acids. Gene Ontology annotation, molecular function: SUMO transferase activity. The transcript is spliced from 14 exons. Gene Ontology annotation, biological process: homologous chromosome pairing at meiosis; protein sumoylation; reciprocal meiotic recombination.